AUGACAACACCUAUAAAACGCCGCGUGUUCUCCGAGCGCGAAGACGUGCUACUGCUGACCCAAUUCAGUGCCGAAAUGCCAUUCCUGGCCCGCCGCGGCCAGAUAAUGGAUGUAUGGGACUCUGUCGCACGCAACCUGGCCACCUUGUUUGACCGUCCUCAAUUCGACGGAGAGAAGGCGCAAGGCCGAUUCCUUAUACUCUUGCGGGACAAUCGCGACAACAAGAAUGCAUCUCGACGUGCCUCGGGCGCGCCCGAGAAUGUCACCGAAAAGACAAUCCUGUUGGAUGAUCUUUACAAACAAGUCGACAAAGCCAAUCAAAAAGAGGACCGCCGAAUGACCCAGGAAAUUGAAGAGGCCUCAAAUGUCGAAGAGAAUGGUGCAAUCGUCCGCGAAGAGGCCAUGAAAUCCCAAGGCAAGCGAAGAGCAAAGGACGAGGAUGACGAAUCGAGCGGCGGCGGCAAGAUGUUGAAGGUAUUGUCGUUGAUGAACGAAAGCAACAAGAGAGAAUUGGAGCUUCGCAGGCUCAUGCUUGAGAAGGAGAUGGAGGAUCGUACCAAGGAUCGCGCAACAAGUCCAAAUGUCACAGUCGACAUUGACUACCCUUCUGACUGCCUUGUUAACAAAUUGUAA
Messenger RNA from Aphanomyces invadans, 633 nucleotides. RefSeq lists its product as hypothetical. The transcript is spliced from 2 exons. Lineage: Eukaryota; Oomycota; Saprolegniomycetes; Saprolegniales; Verrucalvaceae. Bases 1 to 633 code for a protein of 210 amino acids. The record is from RefSeq and is a predicted model, not a curated record.